Molecule: messenger RNA, 2916 nt
Organism: Pristis pectinata (smalltooth sawfish)
Lineage: Eukaryota; Metazoa; Chordata; Chondrichthyes; Rhinopristiformes; Pristidae
Product: retinol dehydrogenase 13-like
Exons: 7
Coding region: 80-1159 (359 amino acids)
Source: RefSeq, a predicted model, not a curated record
AUGAUGCCACUUGGUUGCCAUGAGGAAUGCGUGGAGUGUAGCUGUUGUACUUCGUUGAACUGUAGCCUGCAGGCCCCAAAUGAAGAGUAAAUACGACUUCACCAAUAAGUCAGUGUCUGAAAGUAAUUGGAGUUCACAUGAAAGUCGGAUGGAAGUUGCUCCCUACUUGGAUGGCAGUCAUCAGGAGAGUCGUCAAAAGCUUAGGUCGAGAGUAGGUUUUGAAGAUGAUCUUAAACCAGAUUAUGUAACUGGUGGAAAUUGUCCAAGUACAGCAACUGUCUCAGGAAAGACUAUAAUCGUAACUGGAGCAAACACUGGAAUUGGAAAAGAAACUGCUCAAGAGCUGGCCAGAAGAGGUGGAAGGAUCAUUUUGGCAUGUCGGAAUAUGGAGAAAUGUGAAGCUGCAGCUCGAGAAAUUAGAGGAGAAACCCUGAAUCAUCAAGUCUACGCCAGGCACCUGAACCUCGCAUCACUUAAAUCAAUUAGGGAGUUUGCCAAGAAAAUAACUGAAGAGGAAGAGAAUAUAAAUAUCUUAAUUAAUAAUGCUGGUAUUAUGAGGUGCCCUCACUGGCAAACAGAAGAUGGAUUUGAAAUGCAGUUUGGUGUAAAUCACCUUGGUCAUUUUCUGUUGACAAACCUACUGCUUGACAAGUUGAAGAACUCUGGAAACAGUCGCAUCAUAAAUGUAUCUUCACUGGCUCAUGUUGUGGGGGAAAUUGACUUCAAUGAUCUCAACUGGGAGAAGAGAAAAUAUAACACAAAGGCAGCAUACUGUCAAAGUAAACUUGCAAAUGUGCUAUUUACAAAGGAGCUGGCUAAACGGCUUGAUGGAACUGGGGUAACCGUCAAUGCUGUGCACCCAGGCGUAACUAACACAGAGCUCGGCAGACACACAGGAAUGCACAAAUCAAGCUUCUCUAGCACAGUACUGGGGCCUUUAUUUUUCCUUCUUGUGAAAUCCCCCAAGCUGGGAGCACAACCUUCCGUGUAUUUAAGUGUGGCAGAAGAAUUGGAAGGAAUAUCUGGAAAAUACUUUGAUGCCAUGAAACAGAAGGAUCCAGCCCCACAGGCAGUGGAUGAUGAGACAGCCAGGCGCUUGUGGGAAACCAGUGCCAGAUUAGUGGGGCUGGAAACCAAUGAAGCCACAACACCUCAUUAAUUCCACUACUAAUAUAAACACUGUCGGAACACUCAAAUGCCAUUGAUAGCAAGGCAAAUGAAGAGUAUAUUACCUUUCAAUACAUGAUUAUAUAUACUGUGCAUCAUAUGCUAGUGAAUUUUUUAAAUUAUUAUUGCUUUUCAUUACCUUAUAAAUGUUCACAAUAUUUCACUGUGGAGCAUUUUGUUUACCUUGUCUCCAUUUCCCUAUCCAUCUGUGCAUUUAUCCAGAUAAAGUGCAAUUUACCAUGAAUUACACAAUUCCUUUUUGGAGUUAUAGAGAGUAAUACAGUACAGAAAUGGGCCCUUCCAUCCAACUCAUCCAUGCAGACCAAGAUGCCCAUCUAAGCUCAUCCCAUUUGUCCGCCCAUAUCCCUCCAAAUUAGAAUGAAAUUCAAAUGAAAUAUUACUCCAACAUAUUGAUGGACUGAAGAGUUCUUCCCGAGUUCUCCAAGUUUUGAACAACCAAUUCUGCCAGUGUUACGAUAACCACAGUACUGGUGGCUUCCUGAUAGAAAGGAAGUAACUGAAGGAUGAGUCACUCUUGGUUGCUUUUGGUAGCUUUCAGUAGAAGACUGGGUGCAAGUCACAUGCAUGCCCUCCGACUCCUUCAGAGGAUUAUACAUGAAGAAAGUUAGUAGAAAUGAGGAAAUGUUCUCUAAACUGAGUUUAAAUUGCUGCAAUGUUUUUCCAACAUUGAAGUGAGCUGCUGUCGUUCUAAGCAUAAACGUUGUUACAGUUACUAAUUUUACCAACAGGUGUCUCACUUUUUGAUCUUUGUAUGUUUUUUUAUUAAAAGUGAAAGUGCCCAGGUAUUCUGUUUAUGAAAUAAAGUAUGAAUGAUCUUGUAUGUUCUGGGAUCAGGCCAAUUAGACUGCUGCAAAUGAAACAUAAAGUGAUUUUCCAACUCCAAAAGCAUGUUUUCAUAUUGGUGCUACAUUUCUGUGAUUCAUCCAGUGGAGAGGUUUAAAUUCUUGAUUUCAAAUUCUGAUUGCUUCUCUGAAGUUUUAAAGAUCUUUAAAUGACAUAGCAAGGCACAGUAUAAAUGCAGAUUCUUCAAGCUAUUAAGAGACAGUUUUGCAAAAAAAUUGUUCCAGCUACCAGUAUUAACAUUUUGUUUCCAAUCAACUUUAUGUAAAAUAUAUGAGCGCUUAAAUUCAAACCAUAGACUGCAAAAUCAACCAAAAACUUCUCUAAGUCACCAAUCCCAUUCCCUUGAUGAGCAUGACUGUUGCAAUGAUCCAAUUCCACAGACAAAUUAUAUCCUUCAAGCACACAUUCAAGGGGCCAUUCAGAUCCAGAUGGUGACUUGCUAUUACAUUAUGGAGGCAUCGUGUCUAACCAAAUGACACAUGCAACCGGGAUUCAAAAGUAAAAUACUGCAAAUCUGAAAUAAAACAGGAACUGCUGCAUUUUUUGGUUUUUUUUUCAACGUGGAUGGGAACAGAGUCUCCUGCUUAAAGAUUCUACUGAACAAUUUUACAACUAGAAAAGAAUUUAAAUUGAGUGAAAUUUUGGUCGUGGUGGCCAUCUAUAGGAUAAUCGCUUAAGUGCAUGAUUGGCACUGAGCUGCAGACCUACCAUUGACCAACAGAUGGAGUGAGAUAAUUUACUGUUCCCGUGUUAUCAGGUCACAAAAACAAUUGCAUGAAAAGAUUAAAAGUUUAGAAGUGAUAGUCAAAGUUGAGUUUAUUGUCAUAUGCACAAGUACAUGUAUGCACAGGUGCAAUGAAAAACUUACUUGCAGCAGCAUCACAG